AUGGAGACCCAGACUGUGCAGCGGGAGCUGGAAAGCCUUCCAACCACCAAGAUGGCUCAGACCAACCCUAUGCCGGGGUCCCUGGGGCCAUGGAAGAUAACCAUCUAUGACCAAGAGAACUUCCAGGGCAAGAGGAUGGAGUUCACUAGCUCUUGUCCAAAUGUCUCUGAGCGCAGUUUUGAUAAUGUCCGGUCCCUCAAGGUGGAAAGUGGCGCCUGGAUUGGUUAUGAGCAUACCAGCUUCUGCGGCCAACAGUUUGUCCUGGAGAGAGGAGAAUACCCUCGCUGGGAUGCCUGGAGUGGGAGUAAUGCCUACCACAUUGAGCGUCUCAUGUCCUUUCGCCCCAUCUGUUCAGCUAAUCAUAAGGAGUCUAAGAUUACCAUCUUUGAGAAAGAAAACUUUAUUGGACGCCAGUGGGAGAUCUCUGAUGACUACCCCUCCUUGCAAGCCAUGGGUUGGUUCAACAAUGAAGUUGGCUCUAUGAAGAUACAAAGUGGAGCCUGGGUUUGCUACCAGUAUCCUGGAUAUCGUGGGUAUCAGUAUAUCUUGGAAUGUGACCAUCAUGGAGGAGACUAUAAACAUUGGAGAGAGUGGGGUUCUCAUGCCCAGACUUCCCAGAUCCAAUCGAUUCGCCGAAUCCAACAGUAGUGGAUUAAAAGCUCCAAGUAAGAGAAUUCCUAACGCAUGAGACCCUUGCUAAGCACUAUAGAAUGAGUUUUAUGUUCUGCUCACAGACACUGCUUUCAAAUGUUAGCUGCUGAAAUCCACAAUAAAUGUCAUUUAAAAAAAAACAAAACUUUGUAGACUGAAUUAACUACCAUGCUUUACACUAAUCACAUUUACAAGGCUGAGAAUAUUUAAACAUAACCUUCAAAAGAAUCCCAAAUUCCCGUUUGUGUCCUUGGAAGUCACUUACCCUGGGCCAUGUUAAUCUCUAUCUUAAAAAACAAUGAAGUAUAUAACCCAAACAUUAUCAGUCUCAACACUAAAGGAUACACUUUUGGUAAAUGUUUUUGUGUCCUUUCUCCCUAUCCCCUACUCUAAUAAUGUUGAAGUUAAUUAGCAUUGAUUUUUUUUCACCUGUGACCAAUCAGUGCUAAAGAAACAUAAAGAAGUUGGGUGUGGUGGCUCAUGUCUAGCAUUCUGGGAGGCCAAGGCCGGUGGAUUGCCUUGAGCUCACAGGUUGGAGACCAGCUGGAGCAAGAGGGAGACCCCCAUCUCUAAAAAUAGCCAGGCACUGUGACGGGCACCUGUAGUCCCAGCUACUUGGGCGGCUGAUGCAAAAGAAUUGCUCAAGCUUAAGAGUUGGAGGUUGCUAUAAGCUAUGACGCCACGAAACUCUACCCAGGAUGACAAUGAGACUGUCUCAAACAAACAAAAAACCAAAACAAAACAUGUGGUUUCUCCAGUGUGUAUAUUUCUACAUAGUUAUGAAUAAAUUGAGUCUUGGCAGCUCUACAUUCUAGUUGCUUAAUUGCUUAGCUCAGUUUUGGUUUCUUAUUUCCGAAGACAGACUGGAAAAGCAUUAAGGCUCAAUGUUUUGCAAAAAAGCAGGAUAGCUACUCUCAUAGCUUAUUUUUCAAUAAACACACUAAUUCUAAGCACUGUAACAAAAACAAACGAAACAGAAAAAGACGCAAGACUAUAGUACAUUUAAGACUUAAAUUCUCUGCACACGUUACCCUUUGGAAAAAAAUCAUAAAUUACCAAUGUCACAAUUUUAACUUAGCUUUUAGUAAAGACUUUUUAAAAAAAUUAAAGCACACAAAAGACCUCAGAAACUUGAAAAUUUUUUAUUCAACAAUGUACACUUAUUUUGUCUCUUAAUUUGAUUCUACAAAUGUCUCAAGUUUUUCUUCUGAUAAAAUAGGUAAAUCUGGGUUGUAGAGUAUUUGUAAUUUUUAUUUUUAAAACACUGAACAUGAAGUAAGACAUCAAUAAAGGAAGUUCAUUAUGUAACUGACUUCCUCAGAAUCCAUGACAUCAGAAACAGCUAAGCAUUUAGCAAAAGGGUAAAUUUUCUGGUCACUGUUCUCCUAUCUAGAAAAGACCUAUAUCUUUUUGGGCAAAACAAGCAUUCAAACUUUUUUGAGAGGGGAGAAGGGAAAAUCCUCUAACAUAACUGUACUACACUAGUUAUUCUUUCCUUCAGAUUAAGAGGUAACUCAACUCCUAAGUGCCUAUGUACACAAGACACAGAAAUUACUCCUCCAAUAUGCUCUAGGACUGAAGACCGCAAACUACUGACAGAUGUGAGAGAGUAGCCAGUAGCCAAGAUAAUGCUUGCUACACUUGUACAUGUCUGGGUUUUAAGGCCAUGCAUCAUUAUUGGCCACCUUUCCAGUGUCCACUAGACAACUUAGUUUUUAACAGCCACUAUCAAUUAAGGUACUGAAGGGUUUUGCUGUGUUUUCGAAAUCAGUAACAUACAUCAAGACUACAUUUGAUGACAGAGGAGUAACCCUCUUCUAUACAUUGUAAAAGCUAUAAAAUUGAAUUUUUUUACAUCUAGGAGCAUAGGGUAAACCAUUAGUAAUAUAUUCUACUUAAACUUAUUAGCCUCUCCUAAUAAGGUUUUAAAAAAAUUAAAAAAAAAAAAUCUUUUAAAAGAUGAUUUCACAAGACCUGGUCAGUACUCUACACAAUCUUUUAAGUACACACAUGUGUGAAGUAAAGCUAGUCAGUACAACAAUGCAGACUGCAGUGACUGAGCCAAUUUGUCCAAUUUCUAAACUUGGGUCUAAUCAGCUUGGGGCAAAACUUACAUACAACCUGUGCUUUGAUCUAUCCACAACUGGGUGAUUCUAAUCUCAAACCAAUCAUUUCGUAAACCAAAUUUACACUAAAGGGAAGGUAAAAAGGCUAUCUACCUUUCUGCCAGAUUUAAGACAUAAAAUUGUCACCGAGACCCAUGUGACAAAGAUCAGUUUGAAUUACUUCCCAUUUCUAGUUGCUGAAUAACACAGUAUUUCAAUAUUUCACUGAGAAGAGCACCCAGUGAUUUGUAAAGCUGAUAAAACUGCCCUGUUUCAAGGAAAGCCCUUUAAUAGAUAUAAGCUCUAAAAUAAACUGAACUUCAUUAAAAUAGAUGACAGUUUUCCUCUCUUCUAGUUCCAAUGAUGAGCCAGUCUAGACUUACAACUUUAAGCUGUUUUCAAAGAUGGUAAAGCAAUGUAAUAAGGACAGAUAGGUCACUUUUGGUAAUGACACACAGAUUGAACUUUCAAAACAUGUGCAUAGCUUUAUUCAUCUACUUAGAUCUAACCUUUUCAUGGAGCUUCAGCAAAAUUCGAGUGUGCAAAAUGCAUUUCUAAAACGUAAUGCAAGCAAAGCUUUUCACAUUUACACUGGCAGGAAAUACAGAGAAACUAACAAGUCACAUUAGGGAGAGUUCAGUUCUUUUUUUCUUUUAAUGACAAGAAUUGCACAGUUUAUUAUUUUGAGACAAUUGUUGCAGACAUAAAUAUUUAAAAAUUUCUAAGCAAGGUGCUUUAACAAUAAAAAAUUUUUAAGUUGGAAAGAGCCAGUAACUUAGAUCAUAGCUCACACAGAAUUUCAAAUUAAAGUGGACUCCAUUAUCUCCCUAGGUUUUGCAAACAAUGCUUUUUAUAACACUUUUUAAAAUAACACUAAAGGAGACAGCAAGCUGAAACUUUUUCAAAGCACACAGGAAAUGGUGUCAUCACAUUACUUGAAGGUGCUGAGGGGGGAAGAAAAGGGAGUGAAGAAUCCUUUUACUAUUUCCCACUACUUAACAGCCACUAACAGACUAAGAACAA
Nycticebus coucang (slow loris) is the source of this 3779-nucleotide messenger RNA. It is a transcript of the gene CRYBA1, whose product is annotated as crystallin beta A1. Bases 1 to 648 code for a protein of 215 amino acids. Gene Ontology annotation, biological process: lens development in camera-type eye; visual perception. The transcript is spliced from 6 exons. The record is from RefSeq and is a predicted model, not a curated record. NCBI's taxonomy places the organism in Eukaryota, Metazoa, Chordata, Mammalia, Primates, Lorisidae. Gene Ontology annotation, molecular function: structural constituent of eye lens.